Messenger RNA from Gaeumannomyces tritici R3-111a-1, 798 nucleotides. RefSeq lists its product as hypothetical. The transcript has 3 exons. Bases 1 to 798 code for a protein of 265 amino acids. Lineage: Eukaryota; Fungi; Ascomycota; Sordariomycetes; Magnaporthales; Magnaporthaceae. The record is from RefSeq and is a predicted model, not a curated record.
AUGGAGGCGCAGGAGACGUGCACAAAGGGCGCGACCGAGGAGGGCGUGGUCGGGCCCUGCAGCAGCUCGGGCCAAGCAACAGCGUCCCUUUCCCGUGGUGGCAUUCCCGUUUUUGUUAUAGCAACCGUGCUGGAACCACGAGCGCGCCACGCGCAGCGACGAUACCGCGUGCGCUUUCGGCCACAACGCUACAUAUGUUGCCGCCAAAGGGUGGGCCGCCAUCAACGCAUACUACCCGAAAUUAAAAAAAAGGCCGAUGGACCAGGCGGCGGCGGCGGUAACGGGGACAAGGACACCGACAACGACGGGGAGGCCGACAACGACGAAGGUUCCGACAAAGCCUGGACCAACGAGACCCUUUCCAAUGAGACCUUUUUCGACGACGACAACAACAGCCGUUUGUGGCACUCGUGCCGGUACCAUGUAUACCCCGUAAGCAACCACCCAUCCCCAAAUCCCCGUCGGGACAUCCUCGGACAGCCUUUGACUUUGCCACCGGUCCAAUCGGCAGCGGACAACGAGCAGCAUUUCUGCUGCGUGCGCGACCAGGCGAGGCACGCCUACUGCCGCCGCAUCCCGGCCGCGGUCCCGCCCCAGGCUAGAGCCCAUCGGAAAUACUACCUAGCCCGCCCCGCAAACGCCAAGAGGCUCUCCGCCAGGCUCUCGAAGGCGAAGAAGGACCCCCGAGAGCACUCGACGGUGCCCAACCAGCCAUCUCCUUACGUGAGCACUCAAAGGACCUCCUGCGAACUCCUCCUAGCCUGCUAUGGAAGUAGGAUGGAUGGAUCAUUGCGAUAA